CGCAGUAAACAUCUAGGAAGCAAAUUGAAAUUUUCUCUAGGGUUUUUCAUUUUCCGUUUCUGAGGUCUUCCUGCACCGAUCUCCGCCGUUACUUUCGCCCCGCUGCGGCUCCGCUUCCUUUCUUUUCCUCGUCGCCAUGUUCUUCUUCCGCCACCUCCUCCUCCGCUCAAUCCGCGGCGGCGCGGCCUCUGAUCUCCGCAGCCCGCAACUCAUCGCAGCGCUAUGUGCCCCUUCCCGUCACUUCGCCUUCUCCUCAGCCGAGGAGGCCGCGGCCGAGCGUCGCCGACGUAAGCGCCGCCUACGCAUAGAGCCCCCUCUCGACGCUCUCCGCCGCGACCCGAACGCCUAUCGCCAGCCGCGUGAUCCCAACGCGCCCCGCCUCCCCGACUCCACCUCCGCCCUCGUCGGCCCCCGUCUCAACCUCCACAACCGCGUCCAGUCCCUCAUCCGCGGCGGUGACCUCGAAGCCGCCUCCUCCACCGCCCGCCACGCCGUUUUCUCCUCCGUCCGCCCCACCGUCUUCACCUGCAACGCCAUCACCGCCUCCAUGCUCCGCGCCGGCCGUCUAGAUGACGUCGUCGCCCUCUUCACCUUCUUCUUCAACCAAUCCAACAUCGUUCCCAACGUCGUCUCCUACAAUAUCCUAAUCAACGCCCACUGUAACGCCGGCCGUGUCGAUGUCGCCCUCGAUGUCUACCGCCACAUCCUGGAGAACGCCCCCUUUUCCCCGUCCUAUGUCACCUACCGCCACCUCACCAAGGGCCUUGUCGACGCCGACCGCAUGCAGGACGCCAUCGAUCUUCUCCGCGAGAUGCUUAAUCGCGGCCAUGGCGCUGACUCCAUGGUCUACAACACCAUCAUGGCUGGCUUCAUCGACCGUGGAAACAUGGAGAGGGCUCUUCAGUUCUUCGAUGAGCUCCGCGAUCGCUGCCUGGUCUACGACGGUAUCGUGCAUUCGACUCUGAUGGAGGCCUACUUCAAGCAAGGAAUGGACAAGGAAGCCAUGGAUUCGUAUCAAUCGUUGUUAGACCGGCAGUUCAAGAUGAUCCCUGCCACCUGCAACGUCCUCAUCGAGACCUUGCUCAAGCACAACAAGCUGGCCGAGGCAGAGGCAAUGUUUGAGAAUAUGCUAAACAACCACUCCCCGCCUGGCUUCACGGCCAUCAACACUGACACCUACAACCUGAUGGUUAACCAGCGCUUCAAGGAAGGGAAGUUCGUCGAGGCUAUCGAGACAUUUCACCGGCAGCCCAAGAAGCCUCUCAUCAUGGACGUUGGCUGCUUCAAUAAUAUCAUCGCAAAGCUCUGCGAGAACAGGUUGCUCCUUGAGGCACAGACGCUGUUCGAUGAAAUGCCCGAGAAGUCAGUUAACCCGGAUGCAACAACUUUCAGGACCCUGAUUGAUGCAUGUUUCAGGGUCGGGAGGGCAGACGAUGCGAUGGAGUUCUUGGAGAAGAUGAUCAAAAAUAGUGGGGAAAGCCCUGGCUUCAGAGUCGACGUUGAGGUCUACAACAUGAUCUUUGAUGGAUUGGUGAAGGCAGGAAGGAUCAGCCAAGCACUGAAGGUUUUUGACAAGCUGUGGGAGAGGGGAAUCAGGCCUAACAUGUUGAGUUAUGAGGUUUUGGUUACUGCUCUGUGCAAUGUGGGUAGCCUGGAUCGAGCACGAGAUUUGUUCGAGCAGAUGCUAAGGAGUCGGAUAAAUGCGACUUCUGAACUCAGUGCCUUACUAUCAGAUACUUUUGGCAAAGCAGGACGAAGCCAGGAGAUUGAAGGGCUACUCGGUGGCGGCAGUUCAAGCAUUGUUGUUCCUCAAGCACAACAGGUAGCUGUUUGAAUUAGACAUUUCUUUACCUUUCAAAAACUAAAGGAGAAUUUGACUUUUAAUUUAUUGGAUUUGGAGGGAGUUUCAGUUGAAGGCGUUCGUUCUUGUAUGAAUAUUCUUCUGCUGUUUGGCUAAAGAUAAUGCCACAUUACUUA
This is a messenger RNA of Zingiber officinale, 1977 nucleotides long. Its product is annotated as pentatricopeptide repeat-containing protein At1g10270-like. The transcript has a single exon. Gene Ontology annotation, cellular component: chloroplast. Lineage: Eukaryota; Viridiplantae; Streptophyta; Magnoliopsida; Zingiberales; Zingiberaceae. The record is from RefSeq and is a predicted model, not a curated record. Gene Ontology annotation, molecular function: protein binding. The coding region runs from base 137 to 1834 and encodes 565 amino acids.